This is a messenger RNA of Solenopsis invicta (red fire ant), 3148 nucleotides long. RefSeq lists its product as uncharacterized. Gene Ontology annotation, cellular component: transcription regulator complex; mediator complex. The transcript is spliced from 7 exons. Bases 486 to 2435 code for a protein of 649 amino acids. The record is from RefSeq and is a predicted model, not a curated record. Gene Ontology annotation, biological process: positive regulation of transcription by RNA polymerase II. NCBI's taxonomy places the organism in Eukaryota, Metazoa, Arthropoda, Insecta, Hymenoptera, Formicidae.
GAAUGAACGUCUAGGUGCACCCAGACAUCAUUCUAUCCUUGUUUAACAUUCAGUAAACAACAAAAAUAAAACGACAUCUGGGCGCACCCAGAUGUUCAUCCUGAACGCACCCCUGUUGUGCCACCCACCUCAACCAACCACAACUUUGCACUGUCAUCGAAAGUCUUUUGUUUGAAAAAGUAUUUUCGAGAGCGGAAAUCCAAAUGUCAAACCAGGAUUAAGAAAAAGUAUUUUAGAUUUGCUGUUGCAAAUGUUGUAAACGCUGUAAGCUGUGAACUCGCUACAAGGAAAGUUGAAAAAAUAUUGUUCCUCGAAACCUCCGCGCGGAAUUAAAAAGGGGAAGUCAAUAAUAUCAAGAAGAAGAAUAGAUACCAACAAGGUUUAUAUUGUGCCAUAUUGAGAAAAGAAUUCGUAUGUCAAGAAAAAUUUCCAAAGAUAAUUUCUAAAAGAUAAGCAGUUAUUUGAAAAAAAAAUAGUAAAGCAAAAUGUUCAAGAAAAAUCAAUCUUUGGAUACGGGAGAAUCAAAAAAACUGUUUAUAAAUAUUGCUCAAGUACCCCACUACCAACCAGAAAUUGAAUCUUUUGAAAAUUAUAGCGAUAGGCUUACCGCGUUUCUUGAAGUUAAUAAAGUAGCUGAAAAUGAGAAGAUUAGCACCUUGAUUGCUGUCAUCAGCGCGGAAGCUUAUGUUAUAUUAAAGGACAAUGUUUACCCAGAAAAGCCUGUAAAUAAGAAAUAUGUUGAUCUGAUAGAAGUACUUAAAAAGCAUUAUUCAGAAACUUUAAUUUUGUCAGACCGUUUGAAAUUUAAUAGAAGGUCUCAACUACCCAUGGAAACAGUUGCCGAAUAUAUCCAAGUAUUGAGGCAAAUGGCAUCCAACUGUAAUUAUGGAGAGUUCCUAGACGAAGCUUUAAGAGACAGACUUAUUGCAGGUUUAAACGAUGUAUUCUUAAUAAAAAAGUUAUUAGCACAACCUACCAAUAUGACUUUCACACAAGCAUCCAAGAUAUGCUUUAAUUAUGAAACAUCUUCAGAGUUAAAUUUAAGGAAGAACAAAGAGUUAGUACAAAUAUUACCUAAUACCAGCAAAGUAAAAAGUCAGCAGAAUCAACAAGGUCUAAAAAUAUUAAAAGCUAAGUCGAAUGUUCGACGACCAAUUAACAAAAGUAGUCAUGUGAGAUGUAGGGAACAUGGAGCUAACAGAUGUCCAGUUUGGAAAAAGCAAUGGCUGCAUUUCCAAUGUGGGAAAAAGGGCAACGUAUCUACAAUUUGCAGAACAAAAGGUAAUAUCAAGUCUAUUCGACGAAAAAAUGAAAAUCAACCCAAGACUAUUAUAACAGCAGACAAUGUAAAAUCUAUUCAAGGAGUAAAUGGAGAUCAAUCCAACACUAUUGAAACAGAAGAUAAUGUCAAGUCUAUUCAAGGAGAAAUUGAAAAUCAACCCAACACUAUUAUAACAACAGACAAUGGAAAGUCUAUUCAGGGAAUAAAUGAAGAUCAAUCCAACACUAUUGAAACAGAAGAUAAUGUCAAGUCUAUUCAACGAAAAAAUGAAAAUCAACCCAACACUAUUAUAACAACAGACAAUGGAAAGUCUAUUCAGGGAAUAAAUGAAGAUCAAUCCAACACUAUUAAAACAGAAGAUAAUGUCAAGUUUAUUCAACGAGAAAAUGAAAAUCAACCCAACACUAUUAUAAUAGCAGACAAUGGAAAAUCCUACCCUCUCAUAUCCAAGGAAAUGAUCAAUGAUUGGCUAUCAUUAUCUGGUCUAGACACUGUAUCUACUCGUACUGUGCAAAAUCAACAACUUGUGCCAUGCGAACGCCAGAAUAUCUGGCAAGGAAUCGUGGAAUGGAUCGAAAAAGCCAAAAAUCCUACAGAUGCGCAAAAGCAAACGAGACACAUCCCAUGUCAAGUCUCGGCUAAUGCGAAAGAUGGAGAUCCAGAAUUGAAAGCGGAUACGUGGCCGCCAAAAUUGAUAAUGCAGUUGAUGCCAAAACAGUUGAUAGGAAGUAUUGGCGGUACCUAUUUGAAAAAUUCUAAAUCCGUCGUAUUUCACCCGACACCGUGUGAAGCAUUGGAGUCCUUAACGAAAAUGAUGACUGCUGGAUUUGCAGGUUGUGUCCAUUUUACUUCUGCAUCAUCAAGUCCAGCUUGCGAAAUAAAAGUACUUAUACUUUUAUAUACUACGGAUAAAAAGACAUAUCUAGGCUUUAUCCCAAACGAUCAAACAGCUUUUGUAGAUCGUCUUCGCAAGGUUAUACAGCAACAGAAAACGUCUCAAAACGCUUCUGCAAGACAAGUUUAUCCCGGACUCUCAUUCCGGUAUCCUCUUUUACCACAGGCAUAUAAAAAAGAAAUUCUUAUGAUGGAUAUUUCUGUCCAGAUUGAACAAAUGACUUCAGUAGUGGGAACAGUAAGAAAAGGAAUAAGGUGAAUGUCUCAACUAGUAACCUAGUUAGUGACCAGGCACAUAUUUUAUUGGAAUUGCAAGGAAAUUUUGCAUUGCAUAUCGCCAAUAUUAACUUUUUAACGUUCUAAUUUCGAAGUAUAUGUUAUAUGAGUUUUUAUCAAUUUUUUAUUUUAUUUUAUUAGUUUAAGCAUAUUAAAUGCGAGCACAUGUCAUUUAAAACGUAUGUGUGACAUUGGCUUUUAAGAUACGCGAAAUCCAUGACGCACUUGCGUCAAUUAAUGAUUGUACUUAAAUUAUAUAUUUUAUCACAAAUAGUGAUAAAAGUGAUCACUUAUAUUAUUUGGACGUAGAAGAAGUUAACAGUAAAUGCAAAUGUAUUACAUAGCUAGUUAAAAAUAAAAUAAUGGUGGUGGUUACUAAUAUGUACGGAAAAACGUACGAAAUAGUGACAGGCUAGAUAAAAUAGCUUGAAUUAAUGUGAUUUUUAUUUGCUUCAGGAAUUAAUCUUGUGUUUUUAUUAAAUUUUAGUUUUUUUCAUAUUAAUUUGUUUUGCAGCUCUUUAACGUUAAAAAAACUUAACUGUGUGAUGAUUUGGAGAUAACUCUUUACUUUAAAAUAUAUUUUUAUGUAGUAAGAUAUAUAAAUCAAAAUGAAAAGAUCGAGUGAAAUUACAUUUAUGAAAUUAACAUAUACAUAUUUGUACCAACAAAAUACUUGAAAUUGAUAUACUGCUUUCC